Neohortaea acidophila is the source of this 1509-nucleotide messenger RNA. RefSeq lists its product as uncharacterized. The record is from RefSeq and is a predicted model, not a curated record. The transcript is spliced from 2 exons. Lineage: Eukaryota; Fungi; Ascomycota; Dothideomycetes; Mycosphaerellales; Teratosphaeriaceae. Bases 1 to 1509 code for a protein of 502 amino acids.
AUGUCCACCGCCGUUGCAUCUUUUGCUCCCAGCGUGGAGAGGCAUCUCUCCCCCUCCUCCCACUUCCCCGCCGUCGUCACUGCCUCCGCCGCACCGCAGACUAGCGACCGGGAGCCGGUGUUCAAACGAGUGCGCAGCAAUCCCUCGCCGAGCCCGCUGGAGACUGCGAGCAGCAGCAUAGCAGACCGAGCGAGUCUCGCCGGCAAGAAAUCCCCGCUUUCAGCCGGCGCCAGCGCACCACCCGUCAUCAAAGUCAAGAAGGAGCCCGCCUCACCCCAAAUGUCCUCCCGACCGCGACCAAAGCGGCUCGACCUCUCCUCCAGCACCUCCGCCAGCACAUCCACGGCCACCGCCCGCGGUCCACAAACUGGUGCUCAGUCCUCCAAUCCCUCCGCCCCACUCACCUCUCGAGAAUCUGCCGGCCUUCAGGUACUAGACGUCGGCCUGGCCUGCCUUUCGCCCGGCUUCCAGACCAACGACCCAGGCAUGCGAGAACAGCUACAGAGGAGCCUCGACGUUCGUGAUCAGCAAAGGCAGAUUAUAGAAGCUAGACAGAAAGGCACGAAGCCCGGCAGUGCACACGAGGCCGACAACCCCAACCGAACACAAGACUCCACUCUGUUUGGCGUUCAGACACGCACGCCCACCACCUCCCGACGGAAAGGCGCUCCGCCAGGCCUCACGAUCGCCGCUCCAAAUGCCGCCCAAUUCGCCAACGACCGUGUCAUUCAAUCCGCCCCCAUCAAUCAGACCUUCACCGGACUCCGACCUGGCGAUCAAGCAUACAGCCGCCACGUCCAGCACGGUCCCAGCGCGCUGAGUCAAAUGAGCCACAUCCACCACGUCCCCGCUACGCAGACCAGCAACCGCCUGCCGCCAAUCGCAGACGUACUAGCCAAAGACCGGUCGGAAAUGCAGCAAAGCAACUACCCCACCAGCACCCACUCGCCUCCCCACGCCUAUGCUCCUCCCUCUGCCGCUUCCCCCAACUUCCCCUCCCACCAAGGCCUACCAGGCACAAGGAGCCGCGAGUUCCGCUCCGCAGAAGAAGCCGUGGCCGGCCUCUCAGGUGGCCGCGACGAUUUGAUGCCCAAAGUCGUGCACUACGGCCGCCUUGUGCAACCCCCCACGCCCCCGUCGCCCAUGCUCGGCGCCGACAACAGCAGCCAGCCUUCGUACUCCUCCACCGGCGCGCAACAACAACACCAACCUACCGCACGCUCGUACAGCAACAACAGCGCCACGUACAACUCGGACGGCACCUCGCGCCUCGACAUCCUAGCUCGCACAUCAUCGAUGAACGGCCGACGACGCGGGCGGGAGGAAUACGAGCGCGACAACGAGAGUCCGCCGCGCUCGGCGCAGCAGCAUCUCCCGCAGCGGAUGGAGGCGAAGCGCACGACUUUCGCUGCGGCGGAGGACGAUUGGAGGAGUGGGAUGAGUUCGACAGAGAAGAAGGAGGAGUUUCUGCGGUUGUGCGAGCGGGCUUGGGAUUUGUUUCAUUCUUGA